This is a messenger RNA of Catharus ustulatus (Swainson's thrush), 1592 nucleotides long. It is a transcript of the gene TCF15, whose product is annotated as transcription factor 15. Gene Ontology annotation, molecular function: protein dimerization activity; DNA-binding transcription factor activity, RNA polymerase II-specific; RNA polymerase II transcription regulatory region sequence-specific DNA binding. The record is from RefSeq and is a predicted model, not a curated record. Gene Ontology annotation, biological process: developmental process; regulation of transcription by RNA polymerase II. Bases 684 to 1235 code for a protein of 183 amino acids. Lineage: Eukaryota; Metazoa; Chordata; Aves; Passeriformes; Turdidae. The transcript is spliced from 3 exons.
GCUGUGGGCACACAGAACAAGGACAGAUACUUUGUAAGGGGACGGAUGUUCUGCGAGGGAAUGGAUACUGUGCUGGGGGAUAGAUGCUGUGACAGGACAAUGCUCUGCCAGCCUGCCCUGCCAUGGAGCUGAAUUCAGGGUCAGCUCUGGCCCAGCUGUGGGAUGAAUGCGGUCCUGCCAUGCUAGGAUGCUGUCAUUUCUGCACAUCAUGACCCCACGUGCAGCCUGGAGAAAACGCCUCGAGCAUCCCCUGGGCAUCCCAGCAUCCCUUUAAGUCGAGAGCCUCCAUCCAGGGAGGGGAAAGGGCACUGACUCACUCACCAUGCCGUGAGUCAGCAGGACUGGGACAGGAACUGCUGCCGGACACUUCUGCCCUAUCAGCCAUGCUCCUCCCUGAACGGAUCCUGCUCCCCUAGGGCAGAAACGGGCUGGGAGAGGAGAGCACGGCCGGAGGGGGCAGCGCUGACAUCGGACAGGGCACAAUUUACCGCUGCCUCCGCGUUUCCGCAGGAUCCACUGGGGAGGAAAAGCAGGACAGUCGUCCCAGCCCCGCUCGGCUGCCGCAGCGGAGCAGCAGCGGGAAGGCGUCCGGAGCCGCCGUCGCAGCUGUGCCGGUGGGGGAAGGCUCCCCGCAGCCCGGGGGCUCCCCCAGCAGGGCCGGGGGUGCGGGCGGGCACCCCACCAUGGCCUUCACCAUGCUGCGCCCCGUGGCCGCCCGCGUGCUCUACCCCGACCUCAGCAUGCUCUCGGAGGACGAGGAGAACCGGAGCGAGAGCGACACGUCGGACCAGUCGUUCGGCUGCUGCGAGGGCGCCGAGGCUCGCCGCAAGCUGCCGCGGAAGCCGGGGCCGAUGGUGAUGGUGAAGCAGAGGCAGGCGGCGAACGCACGGGAGCGGGACCGGACCCAGAGCGUCAACACGGCCUUCACCGCCCUGCGGACCCUCAUCCCCACCGAGCCGGUGGAUCGGAAGCUGUCUAAGAUCGAGACCCUCCGCCUGGCCUCCAGCUACAUCUCCCACCUGGCCAACGUGCUGCUGCUGGGCGAGGGCUGCGAGGACGGGCAGCCCUGUUUCAGUGCCAUCUAUGGCGCCAAGGGCGACCUGGACAGCAAACAGCCCCGCAGCAUCUGCACCUUCUGCCUCAGCAACCAGCGGAAAGGGGGCAGUCGGAGGGACCUCGGGGGGAACUGCCUGAAGGUGCGAGGGGUCACGCCCCUGCGAGUGUCGCGGAGAUGAGCCGGGGUCCGGCAGCACCCACCUGAGACAGCGGCAGAGGCAGACGGAGCCCGCACACGCCAGCCCAGAGACCGCAGCGGGGAGGGAGGGAGCUGCCCGAGGUGGCAGCGGCCAAGCCCAGGCUGGCACCACACCAACACUGGCCCUGGAACCGGCAGUGGGGCGGGAGGACGCUCCUGUGGCUGAGGCUGCCCAGCGGGGCAGGGCCGGGGAGGGGGGUCCCUGCGCCCCGGGGCUGGACUGGAAGGGGCCUGUGUGCGGCCGGCGUCAAGGCGCUCCGGGAGGACAGUGUCAUGGCCCUGGGGAUGCUGGUUGUGCACGUGCAGCCGCUUGGAAAAUAAAGCCUUAUUUUUCUGA